Cygnus atratus (black swan) is the source of this 6256-nucleotide messenger RNA. Its product is annotated as tensin-like. The transcript is spliced from 13 exons. Gene Ontology annotation, molecular function: protein binding. Lineage: Eukaryota; Metazoa; Chordata; Aves; Anseriformes; Anatidae. Bases 432 to 2066 code for a protein of 544 amino acids. The record is from RefSeq and is a predicted model, not a curated record. Gene Ontology annotation, biological process: fibroblast migration.
AGAUUUCUCCCCCCACCCCAGCCUUCCCCGUCUCGCCACAAACCCCUUACUCUGACCCCCUGCGCUCUCCGCCCGGCCUGGCCAAGACCCCGCUCUCAGCACUGGGGCUGAAACCCCAUAACCCGGCCGAGAUCCUGCUGCACCCAGUGGGAGAGCCCAGGAGCUAUGUCGAGUCGGUGGCCCGGACAGCCACGACAGGCAGGGGGGGGACCCUGCCGGCUGCCCAGCCCGGGGGCCUGGAGGUGCCCGCCAGGAACGGCGCCUUCGGCAACUCCUUCACUGCCCCCAGUCCCGUCUCCACCAGCAGCCCCAUUCACAGCGUGGAUGGUGCCUCCCUCCACAGCUACCCCUCAGAGGGCAGCCCCCAUGGCACGGUGACGCCUCCCCAUGCCGUGGCCGAGCCAGCGUACCGGUCGCCUGUCGUCUCCCAGAUGCCCUCUGCUCACAGCAGCUACCAAACCUCGUCUCCGUCAUCCUUCCAAGCGGCCACCCCGGGCUCGCUGUACGCCAGCCCCGACUACCCCGACGGCCGAGCCGGCUUCCAGCCGGAUCCCCAAACCCGGCCGCAGCAGCAGGUCAGCGUGGUGGGCGUCCACGCGCUACCAGGGAGCCCCCGCACCCUCCACCGGACAGUGGCUACCAACACGCCUCCCAGCCCUGGCUUUGGGCGAAGAGCCGUCAACCCUGCUGCCGGCGGCGCUCCUGGCAGCCCCGGGAUGGGCCGGCACGCCGUGGCCCCCCACGGCAACCUGGCCGUGCCGCCGGGGAGCCCCAGCCUCGCCCGGCAUCAGGUGGCGGCGGCCGUGCCGCCAGGCAGCCCCGUGUACGGCUACUCCAGCCCAGAGGAGAGGCGCCCGACGCUGUCCCGGCAGAGCAGCUCGUCUGGCUACCAGCCUCCCUCCACGCCGUCCUUCCCCGUCUCGCCGGCGUACUACCCGGGCACCAGCACGCCGCACUCCUCCUCGCCGGACUCGGCUGCCUACCGGCAGGGCAGCCCCACGCCGCAGCCGGCGCUGCCCGAGAAGAGGCGGAUGUCAGCCGGGGAGCGCUCCAACAGCCUGCCCAACUACGCCACCGUCAACGGCAAGGCCUCCUCGCCUCUCUCCAGCGGCAUGUCCAGCCCCAGCAGUGGCAGCGCUGUGGCCUUCUCCCACACCCUGCCGGAUUUCUCCAAGUUUUCCAUGCCAGACAUCAGCCCCGAGACUCGUGCCAACGUCAAGUUUGUGCAGGACACUUCCAAGUACUGGUACAAGCCGGAGAUCUCCAGGGAGCAAGCCAUCGCGCUGCUGAAGGACAGGGAGCCGGGGGCUUUCAUCAUCCGGGACAGCCACUCCUUCCGGGGAGCCUACGGCCUCGCCAUGAAAGUAGCCUCCCCACCUCCCACGGUCAUGCAGCAGAACAAGAAAGGAGACAUCACCAACGAGCUGGUGAGACAUUUCCUCAUCGAGACCAGCCCGCGGGGUGUGAAACUAAAAGGAUGCCCCAACGAGCCUAAUUUUGGCUGCCUCUCGGCUCUGGUCUACCAGCACUCCAUCAUGCCCUUGGCCCUGCCCUGCAAGCUGGUCAUUCCCGACCGAGAUCCCAUGGAGGAAAAGAAAGACGCCGCAUCCGCCACCAACUCGGCCACAGACCUUCUCAAACAGGGUGCGGCCUGCAAUGUGCUCUUCAUCAAUUCGGUGGAGAUGGAGUCGCUCACAGGCCCCCAGGCCAUCUCCAAGGCUGUAGCCGAGACGCUGGUGGCCGACCCCACGCCCACUGCGACGAUCGUCCACUUCAAAGUCUCCGCGCAAGGCAUCACCUUAACUGACAACCAGAGGAAGUUGUUCUUCCGACGGCACUACCCUCUCAACACCGUCACCUUCUGCGACCUGGACCCCCAGGAACGAAAGUGGACUAAAACUGACGGCAGUGGCCCAGCCAAGCUCUUCGGCUUCGUGGCCAGGAAGCAAGGGAGCACCACGGACAACGUCUGCCACCUCUUCGCGGAGCUGGACCCGGACCAGCCGGCUGCAGCCAUCGUCAACUUUGUCUCCAGGGUCAUGCUUGGCUCCGGCCAGAAAAGAUGAGCCGGCGCUUGCGGGUGAUUCUUGAAUUUUGGAGAAGGACUUGGAGCUGAUCCGAGAAGGAGUGUGAGGAAGUGCAUUGUGGGAGAGGGAAGUGAAUCGGGGGGGGGGAAAGGGUUGGAAUUUUGGAGGAAAACAGCAAACAACAGCAACGAAAAAAAAAAGAACAAAACCCCUAAAAACUCAACACAAGCCAAACACACACAUAGAGGAAUCUAAGCCACGCACCUACGUACCAGAGCCACGAAGUCACGCCAGACAGGGAAGGGACAUGGGUGCAUGUCCCACUGCAGGGAAGGUGACCAAGGCGAAGGCGGCGGUGAGAGGUGUUCCAGCUUUCGGCAUCACGGUCCCGAGGCUGCACCGAGCAGUGAUGUUCGCUCUGGACCGAACGCGGGAUCAUGACUGAUAUCUUCUAUCUGGCAAAAAAAAAAAAAGAAACAAACCGGCAAAAGCCACGGAAGAAGCUUCAUCGGCGCAUGCCUGCUGUGUGUUCAAUGCAACCCGUAGGAGUAACGCCCUGCCGCAUUGUGGGACAGGUCUGCAGGACACCGGAGGAGAUGCCCUUGGAAACAUUCCCUUGCCAUGCUGCAGCGGAGGGUCUUGCCAGCCUCUGCGCUGAGCCCAAAACCUGAUGGCCGCCUUUCUGGGGCAUACGAGGGCUUGAUCCCAAACCCUCUUAUCCCCUGGGAACUCGGCUUUGGGCUGACCUCAGCAGUUGGCCCAGAACCUGCUCAGAUUCCAGCACCGCUCACAGGUGAGGCAGCACGAGUCCACCCGGAGAGAGGCAUCGCAGCCUCUCCACGCCUCCUGGGGUGCUGGUACCUGGGCAGCCUGAACCCGUGGGGCUCCUGCUGCUCCACGCCUGGGAGCAGGAGGAUGCUCCCCAGGAACCUCCCGGGCUGGUGGAGAAAGUCGCCUCCUCUCCUGUCUUCCCCUUUUCCCUCCCAUCACCAGUCCUCUUUGGCAGUCUUAUCCUGCGGCCUGUCACACAUUCUCAUAACAACAACAAAAAAGAAAGAAAAAUAUUGUAGUAAUAAUAAUAAUAAUAAUAAUAAUAGCGGAUGCUUGCACAGUUUCCUGUGCAGAGCAGCGGACCCGUGGCUGGCCCUAUCUCUCUUCAGAGACGUGCAAGCAGUUUUUAAAUUGCAUGGACGUUCAAGUUGCACGAAAGGCGAAUGACUACAAGUAACUCAGGCGCUUUUUCUCAUUUUUAUUUUGGAGGCCACGUUAAAAAAAAAGAAAAAAGAAAAAAGAAGGAAGAAAAUGUAUUAAAAAAAAAAAGGAAAGGAAUGGACCAGCAGUUGCUGGGCUACUUUGGCUCGGUGGGGAGGCCACAGGUCCUCUGAGAGCCACCCUCCGCCCUCCCCCAUGGCCGAAGGCUCGUGCUCCCCUGAUGCACGGCGGGUUUGCAGCAGCUGAGGCUCUUCCCUUUGCCUGGGGGUGUGAUGAGAGCCAGCCCUCGCUGGGAGCCGAGCUGCUGGCCAAGGGCCCCUGUGCCCUUGCGGCAGGGCGUCACGGUUUUGGGGAGCAGAGGUCCCAGCCCCAGGCUGCGAGCAUCCCCUCCGAGCCAGGGGCUGCGGGGCAGCAGCUGAUCCACCAGCUCUGCACGGGGCAGGAGCAUGGCGAGCGCAAAAGCUGAGAACAUUUUAAUUUUUAUUUUUUUGGAGAAGUUUCAGUGCAAAGUGGCCCAGAUAGCCUGUUGGGGGCAAAAUUUAGAAACUUAGUACUGCAGUCCCCCCGGUGAGCUCGCCUCCCUCGGCCCACCCUUGCCUUGAUAGCUAUAAUAUAUAUAGGAGCUAUACCAAUGAAAUACUGUAAGCUAACAGAAUUUUAAGGAGGAACAAAGGUUAAAUUUACACUCCAAAAAUAUUUAUUUUUUGCCAUAUUGCUUUCUGCGCAUCGUAUCUCCCCCAUUAUAUACGCCUUCCCCCCCGCCCCGGAGAAAAAAUAACACCCAACACGUUGAAAGCAAACCAAGAGUGAGGAAAAACGCCGGGGUUGGGCGCGGGGUCCCCACUUCGUGGUGGUGGUGGGGGGCGUGCGGGUGACAUGUGUGUGACUGGGGGCGCGUGCGUGUGCGUGUGUGUGUGCGCGAGAGAGCGAGCGGCGUGGGCACACGGAGGGGGCCGGCGUGGCCGGAGGCUGGCGUAUGGCGAGCGUUGGAUGCGUAGCGGGGAUUUGGGUGCGAGACUGCGGCGGGAUAAGGGGGGGCGGCCAGGGGUUUUCCCCCCCCCCCAGCUCCCCCUUGCCCGCAUGGAUGCGGAGACCUUUUCAUAUAUAUAUAUAUAUUAUUUUUGGUGUUUCAAAAGCGAUUCCCUCCUUCUGCGAAAUUCAAGCGAGACGAGAGACAAUCUCACCCGUAAUGUCCUCACCCUGCCGUUAACCAAUUAGAGAAAACACUGUGUUUAUAGAUAUAUAAAUAUAUAUUUUUGAAAGUCUCUAUUUUUCAGACUUCGUUUUCUCACUGCUAAGAAAGAGAAGAGAUGAUAAUAAUGUAAUUUUAUUUUAAUCUGCUGCCUCGGAAACCGGUGCUUGAAACUCCCAUUCAUCCUCUCCUCCCCGUACAAUGAAGCAGAUUAAAGCACCCCAGAGAUGUCGAGCACAGCAGAUACCUGCCGGCAGCAUCAUGCCUGCUUCGAGCUGGGACCUCUCACAGCUCCCACACUAACCCACUCGCUGAAGCCAGAGAUUUACACCGCAUCCCAACCUCGGACACUAACAAAAUCGCCCGACGGUUAUAUAUUUUUUUAACACAGAGCUUCCAAUGAUGUAGCCGGGUGUUUGUCAGCUACCUUUAAAGGCACUUUUCUUCUUUUAGCUCCUUUUUUUUUUAAGUUACGUUCUUAGGUGUAGCUCCCCUUUCUGUCCUCAGUUCACGUUGCCUGGGGCCAGUGGGGACCCAGCACCGCAGUGAUAUUUUUCCUUAUGAAAGGGAUGGAAAAGGUUCUUUGGUUUUUCUUUGGUUUUUUGAUGCAGUAUUUGGUAUUUGAGAGCCAAGCUUGUGCGAGUUAAGCCCAGCAUAUGUUUCGUUGUAAUCACACUGCCGUGUUCAGCAGCCGGAUGUUAUCUCUCUCACACACACACACACACAAACAUAUCCCUCCUUCCUGCACAAAGAACUGCAUAUAUUCUUGCCAAAGAUAUCCUUAAAAACGCACUUUUCCCCAUAUAUAUAUAUAUAUAUAUAAUUUUUUUUUGUUUGUGUAAAUUUGUUGUACGUGCCCUUUUUGUGUUGGUUUGUUCUUCGGAGAAGAACCCCCCUCCUCCCUUUGCUGUCCCUUUUGCUGCCCAUUCACAAAGGCUCCCCGUGGGAUUCAUCUUGUUGCCUGUCCCCAAAUGGGGGCCCCAGAGCGGAGCCGGCACUGGGGGCCUGCAGCGGGCAAAAUGUGGAGCUCCCAUUCAACUCGCUGCCUCCAGUACCUAUUUUGGGGGAUCACCCGUGUGCAGCCCCAGGCGUUGUCCCAGCCCCCAGGUCCCACCUGGAUUUGGCUGCAGCUGCCAGGCAUCGAUUUUUUUCUUUUUCCAGUGAGUUCAACAGCCCGAGCUGAAGCGCAAAGUGUGACGGCGCUGAGCAGAUCCCCACCCAGCAGGCCGGGCAGGUAACAAACCAGUUGCCCCAAAAACCCAGACGGCAGCAUCAGCAAAAGUCAUACCUUCCCGUUGGAGCAGGCAGGGAGAUCAGACAGCAAAGGAGCCCGCAGGGGCUUGUUUGAUUUCGUUCGUUUGUUUUGCAAAUUGCGAGGUUGGUUUGGGGUUACUAUUUUUUUUUCUUUUCCUUAAAAAGGAAAAAAAAAAAAAGAAAAAAGGAAGCAACCCAAUGUUUCUGUUGGCGGAUCCCGUGUUUUGUAUGUUUUUUUUUUUUCCUUCCCUGUUGUUGUCUUUGUUACUUUGGGAACGUUACCAAUUUAUUUGCUAAUCAGUGUUAAUGAACAGUUUAAAACUUUCAGACUUGCCCAUUUCUGUGUAUUUAUAUAGAUGGAAAAAUACGUUAUAUUUUGUAUCUCUGUGCCCAUGAUGUCGUCGCGCGUGUAAAGAUGACUUCGGUCGCACCAUGUCUGCGUGUGAAUGUGACUCCGCUUUCAUCUUCCCCUUUGUACAGAUGUCUGAUUCUCUGCAGUUCAUUGUAUGGCUUUAUAAAGUGGUAAAAACGAAAAUCAGUUAUAUAAAAUAUACUGUUGCUUGGAAUGCCA